Messenger RNA from Plectropomus leopardus (leopard coralgrouper), 2389 nucleotides. RefSeq names its product solute carrier family 45 member 2 (gene slc45a2). The record is from RefSeq and is a predicted model, not a curated record. Lineage: Eukaryota; Metazoa; Chordata; Actinopteri; Perciformes; Serranidae. Gene Ontology annotation, cellular component: membrane. Gene Ontology annotation, molecular function: sucrose:proton symporter activity.
UCUCUAUUUUCUUAAUUACAUGUUUGAAAUAAAUCAAGUUAUUAUAGCUCACCUAUUAUAUGACAGGUCACAACCAAUUAUACUUUGCAAGUUGGACGAGUGCAGAGCGGCACAUUACUGCAGGCUGUUCUGUCACGCUUAGCACUGGUUUGUACUCCAAGAUUAAUCUGGUGGUUUUUAAUUAGGAUAUAGGUGCAGAAAACUGAUCAUUCAGCACAGUGGGACCAGAACACAGCAGGAAAGAUAGGGUACUAUGGAAAACAAAGAAAGUGUUUCAGCAUUGUAGCUCAACAAAGAUGGAAGUUAAAAUGAAAGAGAAUGAAGGACAAAGACAGUUUUAUGUCUCCUAAUGCUCCCACACUGUGUGUCUGCUUGAGUCUUAAUGAUGCUCUUGUGAUUUACAGGGCUGGUCUGCUGAUUCUGAGAACAACGGUCAUCGGACCUGAACCUGACCUUUCGAGGAAACUGUGUUUUGAUAACACUUCGUUUCACGGAAACGAAGUUCCCAAUGAAGAGUUAGUUUUUUGUGGCUUCGCCUCAGCUUGAACACAGGUGGUUAGUCACGGAUCAGCACACAACAAUUCUGACAGAACUGAUGGAUGAUCCCAGCAAGAGCAGGAAAAACAAGGACCAGUCUGCGAGGCCCCAACCCUGCCGGCUCCCGGAGCCUGGCAAACACAUGAGCACGUCUCUGUACCCAACAGACUUCACAGGCUCCAAAGAGGACUACAUGGACAGUGGAGAAGGCGCUGUGUUUGGAGCAGUGGAGCCCCCCAGACGCUCGCGGGGCCGGCUCAUCCUUCACGCCAUGGUCAUGUUCGGAAGGGAAUUCUGCUACGCCGUGGAGGCAGCGUUCGUCACACCGGUGCUUCUGAGCGUGGGCCUGCCCCGCAGCCUGUACAGCCUGGUGUGGCUGAUCAGCCCCGUCCUGGGCUUCCUGCUACAGCCCGUCAUUGGCUCGGCCAGCGACUACUGCCGCUCACCGUGGGGCCGGCGGAGGCCUUACAUCCUCGCCCUGGGCAUCCUCAUGCUGCUGGGGAUCACCCUGUUCCUGAACGGAGACGCUGUCAUCUCAGCGCUGGUCACUGACAGGUCAUUGAGGAGUAUAUGGGCCAUAGUGGUGGUGAUGUUCGGGGUCGUGCUGUUUGACUUCGCUGCAGACUUCAUUGAUGGGCCCAUCAAGGCCUACCUGUUUGACGUGUGUUCCCAUCAAGACAAGGAAAGAGGUCUGCACUACCACGCUCUGCUCACAGGUCUGGGCGGAGCGUUUGGCUACCUGGUGGGAGCUAUGGACUGGGGUCACUCUGUGAUGGGUCAGCUGCUGGGCUCAGAGUAUCAAGUCAUCUAUUUCUUCUCAGCAUUGACCUGGGGUAUCUUUCUCACCGUGCAUCUCUUCAGUAUCCCAGAGCAACCUCUGGGCAAGGACCGCUCCACCUCCGACCUCUCUCCUCCCAGUGCCCUCCACCUGCUGGGGUCACAUAGCAAUGGUUAUGGGGCACUGGUUAACAAAGAGCCCGUCUCACCGAUAGCCCCAUCGUCUGUCCCAGACCUCAGGCCAAGGUCAUUUUCUGCUCUCGGAGAGGCCAACUCAGUGACCUCCAGUGCCAAGCAGCCAAACAAGGAGGCUCAGAAAAGGAUGACAUUCAGGUCAAUGAUGAAAACUAUCAUCAACAUGCCGAACCACUAUCGCUACCUGUGUGUCAGUCACCUGCUGGGAUGGACGGCUUUCCUCUGCAAUAUGCUCUUCUUCACUGAUUUUAUGGGACAGAUUGUGUACAAGGGAGAUCCUUAUGCAGACCAUAACUCCACAGCCUACGCCACAUACGAGAGAGGAGUCGAAGUGGGCUGCUGGGGGCUGUGUAUCAAUGCUGUGUCCUCUGCUCUCUACUCCUACGUGCAGCGUUUCCUCCUCCCAUACAUCGGCCUGAAGGGAUUAUAUUUCAUGGGCUACUUUGUAUUCGGCAUGGGCACCAGCCUGAUCGGCCUCUUCCCUAACAUCAUCGCAACGCUGAUCCUCUGCAGCGUGUUCGGCGUCAUGUCCAGCACGCUCUACACCAUCCCAUUCAAUCUGAUAGCGGAGUAUCAGCGGGAAGAGGAGGAGCAAGUGAAGCUACGAGGCAGCAGUGGAAGUGAGCGGGGCACCGGGGUGGACUGUGCCGCCCUCACAUGCAUGGUCCAGCUGGCUCAGAUCAUCGUGGGCGCGGGUCUCGGAGCACUGGUCAACAUGGCAGGAAGUGUAGUCGUGGUGGUCCUCUCGGCUUCGACCAUGUCCCUGAUCGGCUGCAUCUUCAUCGGCCUCUUUAUCAGAUAUGUGGACUAAUUUUGCUUAUAUAAAAGUAUUUUAAUUGUAUUGUUUUAAUAAAUACAGAUUCUUUAUUAUAUCCUUGAA